UGCCUCAUAUUUCACUUAAAUUCUCCUAACUUUUGUAACAGCGGCCCAAUCAGCGAUUUUAUCCUGCAAACCAUCUGAAUUCCAUUAGGUUUAAAACCGAUGGAGAAGGACAAUGAAAUAACCCCCUGCUGGAUACCAUGAUGGAAGUCCCGAUGUGACUGUCAAGGACAUUAUUCAUGGUAAAAAGCAAAGAUAUAAGAUACAAAAAUGGGAACUUUAUCUUGGCCAACAGCUACUUUUAUAACUGUUGUUGCUACUGUGUACUUGGAAGCAAAAACCACUCAGCCAUCAAAGUACACUAAGAAAACGUAUAAUAUGGAGAUUGGGAAUGGCUUCGAGACAUCGCUUGCUCCACCAACAGAGGAGACAGCUUUUACAGAUUUUGUGGAAACAAGUGAUACCACUACUGAACUAGCAACUUUAAACGCAGAUUUCCGCACCGCCACGACACUUUUCCCAUUUGAUAAUUUUACCCUAGAGACGGCAGACUUCUUUUUUAACUGCUGCGAUUGCUGUACACCCAUGGCUGGGCCAAAAGGGGACCCAGGGGAUGUCGGACCUCCAGGUCCAAAAGGAGAUACUGGAGAUAUAGGUUCUCCUGGACCACAUGGACCUAUUGGCCAUACAGGAGCAAAAGGAUAUAAAGGAGACAAGGGAGAGAAGGGUGAACAUGGUGAGGAAGGAACUAGUGGAAGCCCCGGAAUCCCAGGCAAGGCAGGAGAAACAGGUGAGACUGGAGCAAAAGGUGAAAAAGGAAAUAUCGGACUGCCUGGCAUUAAAGGACAAAAAGGAAACAAGGGAGAUGUUUGUGAAAAUGGUACAAAGGGAGACAGAGGAGAGAAGGGAGAGCAGGGUUUUAUGGGGGUGGAUGGAGAAAAGGGAGACAAAGGUGAGAAGGGAGAUAUUGGGGAGAUAGGAAUUUCUGGGGAUAUUGGAGAGAAAGGAGACAGAGGAGAGAUUGGUGAAAAGGGAUUUAAAGGGGAUAAGGGUAUUAAAGGUGAUAUGGGGUUAAAUGGUAUCAAUGGUUUAGAAGGGGAAAAGGGUGAAAAGGGAGACCUAGGCAUGAAAGGUGAGAAAGGUGAGAUGGGGCUUCCAGGAUUAAUAGGUCCACCUGGGCCAAAGGGAAACUAUGGUAGCAAAGGAAUUAGGGGAACACCAGGAAAAAAGGGUUCUAGAGGUCCGAAAGGAUCUAAAGGAGAUUACCCUAAACCUGCAAGGUCAGCAUUCACUGUAGGUCUAUCAAGGCCUUUCCCAGCUCCAAACGCGCCUAUAAAAUUUGACAAAAUAUUGUACAAUGAUCAAGAAGAAUAUAACCCUUCGACAGGAAAGUUUAACUGUACAAUACCUGGAACUUAUGUGUUUGCAUUUCAUGUGACAGUACGAGGCCGCCCGGCUCGAAUCAGUAUUGUCGCCCAAAACAGGAAAAUGCUUAAAAGCCGCGAAACCCUGUACGGUCAGGAAAUAGACCAGGCAUCAGCCAUGUUGGUGUUAAAACUUAAUGCAGGGGACCAGGUUUGGAUGGAGGUUUCAAGGGAUUGGAAUGGGAUUUAUGUUAGUAAUGAGGAUGACAGCAUAUUUACUGGAUUUCUUUUAUAUCCAGACGACCCUGUUGAAACAGAGGUAGUGCAAUAAAGAAAAGGCUUUUUUAUAGUGAAUAGUUUCAGUGCCAUUUCAGUGCCACUUUAAUUAGAAUACCAGAAUAAUUAUUUUAUAAAGUAUAUGAAUAUUCAGUUAAUACAUAAAUUGAAGGUAAAUCAUGUAUGCGCAUCACUAGCAAAACGAUUGUGACUCAUUUAAAUCAACAUCAUUUUUGUUGAGUUAAUUCUUUAUUAGCUGCUAGACAGGUUUUAUUUAUUCACAAUAUUGUAAUAAUUUAAUGUUUGGCUGUAAUGGUCCUGUUUAAUAUUCAUCAUUUAUCUGAGCAGUUGUAGGUAUAAAAAUGAGGUGUAAUAAUUGCUCAAUUUAAUGUACAAUAAAGCACAUUAAUAAACA
Spea bombifrons (plains spadefoot toad) is the source of this 1992-nucleotide messenger RNA. It is a transcript of the gene OTOL1, whose product is annotated as otolin 1. The transcript is spliced from 5 exons. Gene Ontology annotation, molecular function: protein binding. The record is from RefSeq and is a predicted model, not a curated record. NCBI's taxonomy places the organism in Eukaryota, Metazoa, Chordata, Amphibia, Anura, Pelobatidae. The coding region runs from base 208 to 1632 and encodes 474 amino acids.